AUGAUGAGCUCGACUCGUUUCCGCCCUCCUUACAGUCAUCUUCAUAUCACAGGCUGCUCAGUUGGUCCUGCGAUGCAUUCCCGAGUGACGGUAGCGAGUGUACAUCAACGAUUAAUGCGGACAAAUGCCGUCAUGGUACUCAGUUUGCUGUGGGAUUCUGGCCAGCUGCCAAUCGUUCAUGUGAAAAGCAAGGACAGUUGGUUCCGUGCCAGGAUGCCUAUCCCAACAAUUACUCCCAGUCAACUCACUCCCAGACCUGAUCCACAAGUUGUAAGCGACUAUGCCAUCGUAGUCGUUGAAGAUAAAGGAACUGUGGAGGGAAACGUUUGCCAAAACGCAGUCGUAUCAAUUUUUAACGCAUCCACUGCUCAUUUCGUACUAAAAGAUGUACAGGUCCCUUCUAUUAUUACGCAGACAUUUACCGAGCAUCGAGGAUCAAAUAGCUCUUGCUACUAUUCAGCCUUUCCUGUUCUAGGAGACCAACCAUUACGACUGUUUCCAACAGGUGAUCACUGUGGGAUCGGACAGAAUCUGAUCAAGUUUGGAGUCAAUACAACUGUACAGUGCAUGGCUAGAAGAUCGGCCUUUGAAGCGGUCGAUGGGUGUCCGUCUGACGAGCAGUUGAAAGCAUUCCUCACUUCAGAAGUUUCCUACGUAUGUAAUUGUGGCAAGUGUGACGUCCCUUUAAUGAGGCAGCUUCCAUCCACUCACGACUACAAUACAACAUCGUGUGUGGCUAUCCAUCGAGCUACCAUGACUUUCACGUUUCGCAACGGAUCCAUCAAUGGUGGACGGAUAAGUCUGGUCUCUGUUAUGAUCAGACUAUUCGGAACCAGGGCCCUUGAGAACUCCAACGGAGACGGCAUAAAGAAGAAGCAGAUCCCUGAAGAAGGCCCCCCUCCUAGUGUACGACUACCGCAACGUUUCGAGCCUGGAGGAGCACUUUCUCUUAACCGUUCGAAUACGAUUCAUCGAAUAUCGAACUCCAUGCCGGAAAACCAGGAUGAUGAUGAUGACGGUGAUGAUGAUGACAAUGAUUAUGCGGAUAAUCUGAUAAAAGAGCAACUUCGACGAUGUGGCACCUACGCUACAGUGGAUCCCACUACGGAGCAGCACAAGUGCUGGUUGGUCGCCAAGCAGGACACCUGCUCCACUCGUUUUCAUGCAUGA
Messenger RNA from Haemonchus placei, 1170 nucleotides. The record is from the annotation of a GenBank genome assembly. Lineage: Eukaryota; Metazoa; Nematoda; Chromadorea; Rhabditida; Trichostrongylidae.